Molecule: messenger RNA, 2645 nt
Organism: Tupaia belangeri chinensis (Chinese tree shrew)
Lineage: Eukaryota; Metazoa; Chordata; Mammalia; Scandentia; Tupaiidae
Gene: HMMR
Product: hyaluronan mediated motility receptor
Exons: 18
Coding region: 219-2360 (713 amino acids)
Cellular component (GO): membrane
Molecular function (GO): hyaluronic acid binding
Source: RefSeq, a predicted model, not a curated record
CAGGCUACUUCAUUGGACGCAGCGAGAACUCAGUGCGCAUGCGGUAUUAGUGUCCCCGUUCCGAUUGGUUUGCCCCAGGGUCUUUGUUUUUCAAUUGGCUAGCUUCGAGGCGGGUGGGGAGUGGAGAGAUUUGAAUUUGGAAGGAAUAAACAGUAAUAAUAUGCUGGCAGUUGCCGGGGAGUGCCGGUGACCUUCGUUUUCUGGAGCUGGCCGUCAGCAUGUCCUUCCCUAAGGCACCCCUGAAACGAUUCAAUGACCCUUCUGGUUGUGCACCAUCUCCAGGUGCUUAUGAUGUUAAAACUUCAGAAGUAUUGAAAGGACCAGUAUCUUUCCAAAAGUCACAAAGAUUUAAAAAGGAAAAAGAAGUACAACAAAAUCUUACUGUGGACAAAGAAACUGUUUUGCCUGCCUCAGCUAGAAAAGUUAAGACUUCAGGAUUAAAGAAAGAAUCUCAAAAGAACGAUAAAGAUUUGAAGAUAUUAGAAAAAGAGAUUCGUGUUCUUGUGCAAGAACGUGGCACUCAGGACAAGCGAAUUCAGGAUCUGGAAACUGAGUUGGAGAAGGUAGAGGCGAAGUUAAAUGCUGCUGUCAGGGAAAAAACAUCUCUCUCUGCAAAUAAUGCUUCCCUGGAAAAACAACUUAUUGAAUUAAACAGGACUAAUGAACUACUCAAAUCUAAGUUUUCUGAGGAUGGAAACCAGAAGCAUAUAAGAAUUCUAAGCCUGGAGUUGAUGAAACUAAGAAGCAAAAGAGAAGCAAAGAUAAGGAGUAUGAUGGCUAAACAAGAAGGCAUGGAGACGAAACCGCAGGUCACUCAGAAGAAUCGGGAAGAAUCCCAGGGGAAAGUAACACAGCUUGAGGGGAAACUUGUUUCAAUAGAGAAAGAGAAGUUUGAUGAAAAAUCUGAAACAGAAAAACUCUUAGAAUACAUUCAAGAAAUUAGUUGUGCAUCAGAUCAAGUGGAAAAAUACAAGCUAGAUAUUGCCCAGUUAGAAGAAAAUUUGAAAGAGAAGAAUCAUGAAAUUGUAAGCCUUAAGCAGUCACUUGAAGAAAAUGUUAUGUUGUCUAAACAAGUAGAAGACCUGAGUGCUAAAUGUCAGCUGCUUGAAAAAGAAAAAGAAGACCUCAUCAGCAAGGAUAGAGAACGAGAUGAAACUUUAAAUACCGAGAUGCAAAACUUAAAACAAAAGUUGAUUCUUGAAAAACAAGAAAAUGAAAAACUACAACAAAAAGAAUUUCAAAUUAGUUCAGUUUUGCAACAAGAGAAGGAAUUCUCUUCAAAUCUUCAGCAGAAGCUAUGUUCUUUUCAAGAGGAAAUGAUGAAAGAAAGGAAUCUUUUUGAGGAAGAAUUAAAGCAGGCCUUGGAUGAGCUGGAUAAAUUACAGCAAAAGGAAGAACAAGCUGAAAGCCUGGUUAAGCAGUUGGAAGAAGAAGUGAACUCUAGGGCUGAAAAACUAAAAGUCUUAGAAGAAAAGUUGAAAGGGAAAGAAGCUGAACUGGAGAGGAGUAAUACUGCUCACACUCAGGCCACCCUGCUUUUGCAGGAAACGUGUAAUAGCACAGUGCAGAACCUUGAAGAUGUUACUGCUCAAUUUGAAAGCUAUAAAGCAUUAACAGCUAGUGAGAUAAAAGAUCUUAAGCUGGAGAACUCAUCACUACAGGAAAAAGUGGCCAAAGCUGAAAAAAGUUUGGAGGAUAUUCAACAGCAGAUAUUGACCACUGAAAAUUCAAAUCAGGAAUAUGCAAGGGUGCUUGUAGAUCUCCAGGCCAAAUUGGCCCUUAAGGAAGCAGAAAUGAAAGAAAUUACAGUUUCUUCUCUUAAAAAAUUAACUGAUUUGCAGAACCAACUCAAACAACAAAGUGAAGAUUUUGAUAAACAACUGGAAGAGGAGAGAGCAAGAAAAGCUGGAAAUGAAAAUGCAAUGGCAGAAAUAACUGAAGAAAUUAAUAAAUGGCGUCUCCUAUAUGAAGAACUGUAUAAUAAAACAAAACCUUUUCAGUCACAACUGGAUGCAUUUGAAGCAGAGAAACAGGCUUUGUUGAAUGAACAUGGUGCAGCUCAGGAACAGCUAAAUAAACUAAGAGAUUCGUAUGCUAAAUUAUUGGGUCAUCAGAAUCUAAAGCAAAAAAUCAAGCAUGUUGUGAAAUUGAAAGAUGAAAAUAGCCAACUCAAAUCGGAAGUGUCAAAACUCCGUUCUCAGCUUGCUAAAAAAAAACAAAGUGAGAGAAAACUUCAAGAAGAAUUGAAUAAAGUUCUGGGUAUUAAACGCUUUGAUCCUUCAAAGGCUUUUCAUCAUGAAAGUAAAGAAAAUUUUGCCCUCAAAACCCCAUUAAAAGAAGGCAAUACAAAUUGCUGCUGAGCUCCAGUGAAGUGUCAAGAAUCAUGCAAGUAAAGAUCUGAAAACCUGUUGAAGAUUAUUUUAUUAUUUUAUUUUUUUGUAAUGGGUAUUUUAUAAUGUUAUAUUUAAUUGUAACUGCCUAUUCUUUAAUAUGUGUAAGAAAGUUUUAAGUUGCUUACCAAAAUGUCUUGACAUUUUAUUUUCUUUUAAGUACCUCUUCCUUACUGCUCACCUUUGUCGUCUAAUUCUGAUCAUACUUUUCUUCCCCCCAUUUUGUAGGGUUCAUGUGCUUGCCAGAAACAGAGA